Perognathus longimembris pacificus (Pacific pocket mouse) is the source of this 1661-nucleotide messenger RNA. RefSeq names its product transmembrane protein 30A (gene Cdc50a). Bases 81 to 1172 code for a protein of 363 amino acids. The record is from RefSeq and is a predicted model, not a curated record. NCBI's taxonomy places the organism in Eukaryota, Metazoa, Chordata, Mammalia, Rodentia, Heteromyidae. Gene Ontology annotation, cellular component: plasma membrane; Golgi apparatus; endoplasmic reticulum. Gene Ontology annotation, biological process: phospholipid translocation. The transcript has 7 exons.
CUGCGCCUGCGCCUGCGCGUCUCCCGCCUGAGUCGGCCGGCGGCUCCGCGGGGCGCGUCACGGGCCGCAGCCCGGGCUCGAUGGCGAUGAGCUACAACGCCAAGGAUGAGGUGGACGGCGGGCCCCCGUGUGCGCCGGGGGGCUCCGCCAAGACCCCGAGGCCCGACAACACGGCCUUCAAACAGCAACGGCUGCCCGCCUGGCAGCCCAUCCUCACGGCCGGCACCGUGCUGCCCACCUUCUUCGUGAUCGGCCUCAUCUUCAUCCCCAUCGGCAUCGGCAUCUUCGUCACCUCCAACAACAUCUGCGAGAUCGAGAUUGAUUAUACGGGAACAGAGCCUUCCAGUCCCUGCCAUAAAUGUUUAUCUCCGGAAGUGACACCUUGCUUUUGUACCAUCAACUUCACACUGGAUAAGUCAUUUGAGGGCAACGUGUUUAUGUAUUAUGGACUAUCUAGCUUCUAUCAAAAUCAUCGUCGGUAUGUGAAAUCUCGAGAUGACAGUCAACUAAACGGAGAUCCUAGUGCAUUGCUUAAUCCCAGCAAGGAAUGUGAGCCUUACCGAAGAAAUGAAGACAAACCAAUUGCUCCUUGUGGAGCUAUUGCCAACAGCAUGUUUAAUGAUACGUUAGAAUUGUUUCUGCUUGCCAAUGAAUCUGACUCUGCACUUACACCUAUUAUUUUGAAAAAGAAAGGCAUUGCUUGGUGGACAGAUAAAAAUGUGAAAUUCAGAAAUCCUCCUGGAGCAGGAACCCUGGAAGAACGGUUUAAAGGGACAACAAAGCCAGUAAAUUGGCUUAAGCCAGUUUACAUGCUAGAUUCUGACACCGAUAAUAAUGGAUUCAUAAACGAGGAUUUUAUGGUUUGGAUGCGUACUGCUGCAUUACCUACUUUCCGUAAGCUGUAUCGUCUUAUAGAACGGAGAGCUGAUUUACAUCCAACAUUGCCAGCUGGACAGUACUAUUUGAAUAUCACAUACAAUUACCCGGUACAUUCUUUCGAUGGACGAAAACGGAUGAUCUUGACCACUAUUUCGUGGAUGGGAGGAAAAAAUCCAUUUUUGGGGAUUGCUUACAUCACCGUUGGAUCCAUCUCUUUCCUUCUGGGAGUUGUACUGCUAGUAAUUAAUCAUAAAUAUAGAAACAGUAGUAAUACUGCUGACAUUACCAUAUAAUUUUAUAUUCUGAAAACAAAUCUACUGCAUGUGCAUCAAGGCCAGUCCUGUUCAACCUAGCUUUUGAAUGCUGAUGUCUGGUUAGUACAUCAUUUUGAAGUUGGCACAUAAGUUUUCUUUUUUUAAAGAAAGUCUUUGUCAUUUGCUUCUCACCUAUGAAUGACUUAUCAAACUAUAGGACGGGUAUUACAAAAAUUAGCUAUAUUGAUUCUGUCAACACUGUAACUGCUUACAUAGCAUUCUGGUGUUUGCCUUUUAUUGGGACCAGCCCCAUGAUGCAUAGAGCCUCUUUCAUGUGAAAUGCAUCUACUGCUUACAUGUUUAUGCUAUGUUAAUAAUAAUAUAUUGACAUAUGAUGCUGUAUAUGUGUGCCCAAUGUGUGAAGAGAAAGGAUUACAAUUGUAUGAGUGUCAAGACUUGAUAACCUUUCACGAUUCAGAAUUAGGGAAAGAUGAAGACAGACCAAUCUAAAUAAAACACUUCAUCGUU